AUGGCUCCCGUCCGCGAUCCCCGCCCCGUCGUCAUUUCGGGCCCGUCCGGCGUCGGCAAGGGCACGCUCUACAACCUACUCUUCCAAAGACACCCCGACACCUUUACGCUCUCCGUCUCGCAUACCACGCGCGGCCCGCGGCCUGGCGAGCGUGAUGGCGUCGAGUACCACUUCGUGACCAAGGAGGCAUUCCUGGAACUCAAGGCGCAGGAUGGGUUUAUCGAGAACGCCCAAUUCGGCGACAACCUCUACGGCACCUCCAAAGCCACCAUCCAAGAACAAACGGCCAAAGGCAAAACCGUAGUCCUGGACAUCGAAGUCGAAGGCGUCAAACAGAUCCAAGCCUCGAAAUUCCCCGCGCGGUACGUCUUCAUCGCGCCGCCGUCCGAGGCCGAGCUGGAGAAGCGGCUGCGUGGGCGCGGCACGGAGCAGGAGGCGUCGAUCCAGAAGCGGUUGAAGCAGGCGAAAGUGGAGUUGGAGUAUGCUAAGGUGGAGGGGGUGCAUGAUCGGGUUAUUGUUAAUGAUGAUUUGGACAAGGCGUACAAGGAGCUGGAGGAGUUUGUGUUUGGGGAGCAGGCGAGUGCGUAG
This is a messenger RNA of Dichotomopilus funicola, 588 nucleotides long. Its product is annotated as P-loop containing nucleoside triphosphate hydrolase protein. The transcript has 5 exons. Bases 1 to 588 code for a protein of 195 amino acids. Gene Ontology annotation, molecular function: GMP kinase activity. The record is from RefSeq and is a predicted model, not a curated record. Gene Ontology annotation, cellular component: cytosol. Gene Ontology annotation, biological process: purine nucleotide metabolic process. Lineage: Eukaryota; Fungi; Ascomycota; Sordariomycetes; Sordariales; Chaetomiaceae.